AAGAUGUCAGCAUAGGACUUAAAAUUAAAAACUGAUGAAAGAACAAUAAUUAUUAAUUAGCAAAAAAAAACAAUUUGUCUCAUGUUUUAAAAAUGUUGAAUAAAUUUCUGGUUACGACUGUAAUUAAUAACCGUUAUUAAAUUCUGACGUACAACAGUCGUUUUAACGUCGUCAUCAAAUUACACACGAUUAGUAAUAACCUCUCGCAGUAGUUGUUUUAACGCUAAUCUGAUCUCUUCUUAUUGACGUAAACAGUUAGCAAGAUUAUAGUGACAAAAAGAAAGUCUGAGGCUUUAAAUGAAACAUGAUGUAAAGAAAAAACGUAACAAACACCGAAAAUCUGUUGAUAAAUUUGUGGUUGAAAGAAGUUUUGAAAUCAAUUUUGAAAUCGAUUUUGUGGUAUUUAACGAUGUAUUGAUAAAACUUUUAAAAAUGAAACGUUUAAGUAAAAGUGUGGUAUACAAUGUCACUGAGGACGACAAUAACAACAACAACAACAACAACAAGAAUCGAGCCUCUAGUUGUACUUUCAGCGAGUUAGUUUCAGACAUCGACACUAAAUAUACAGAUAAUUUAUACGUAGAAAAGCAUGUGCGAAUAACAGAAGAACUUCCACUAGUAUACAACCCACGGUCAUUUAGUUUACCCGAUCUUCAUCGGAUUGGUAAUCCGGAAAAAGCGGUUCAUAAACAUCCUUUAUUACAGUUUAGCAUUACAAGCUCGAGCACUGACAUUGAUGUAACUAAGUACAUCCGAAAAGAAAUUAACCAGGGCUGUAGUCCGGUUUUUAAGAGAAAAAUCUCAGUUAAAAACAGUCAUUCUGCUCCGGCUACGACUAGACUACAUUUUAAAUGGAAGAAAAAUAUCUUAACAAGGCAUCGUGGGAGAUCUUAUCCACCUAGUAAUGAAACGCAGACAAGAUAUAUACAAGAAAAUCACAGUGAAAUACAACCAAGACCUGGCUUUUUACAUAUUCUUAAAAAAUUAAAACUUUUUGGGCGAACGAAACAAGUUGAAUUUGGUGUAGUGGACAAUUCGUUCUAUGAAUCACCGCAGUUAAAAACACCACGUAUAAGAAGCAGUGUGUCGGAGAGCAAUAUAUUACUGCCAAGCAGUGAAGAUGAGUCUUAUACAAUUACUGACAAUGAAUGUUACAGACCGAUAAAUGAUACUAAAAGUGAUAUGAGCUUCUUAAAACCUGUCGAGUUAAUUCGAAUCAGAUCUUUGCCAAUCUUAUAAUUUAUUAAAAAAACUUAGCUAGGUAAAGCAUGACUAAAGAACGAUUCAUGAUGUGAAUAAAUUUGUUAAUUUAUUUUUUUACUAUGUUAAACCAGUAAUGUAGUAUUAGCUUUGUGUGUUUUCAUUGUCAAAUAAAGUAUAAAGACACAACCUCGUUCCCAGAGAUUUUCUGAAAGAUAAAAAAAAACACUGGAGGCGAGAUUAAAGAAAACAUUAAAGUCAUAACUAUGAGAAAAAUUUAAAAAAGAAAAUUAAAUACAAAAAAAGAGGUGAUUAUCUUUUAUGUAUAAAAUAUUUAUAUGAAAUAAUAAAUGAUGAAAAAUCGA
Molecule: messenger RNA, 1565 nt
Organism: Hydractinia symbiolongicarpus
Lineage: Eukaryota; Metazoa; Cnidaria; Hydrozoa; Anthoathecata; Hydractiniidae
Exons: 2
Coding region: 298-1239 (313 amino acids)
Source: RefSeq, a predicted model, not a curated record